Molecule: messenger RNA, 1053 nt
Organism: Otolemur garnettii (small-eared galago)
Lineage: Eukaryota; Metazoa; Chordata; Mammalia; Primates; Galagidae
Gene: ZNF660
Product: zinc finger protein 660
Exons: 1
Coding region: 25-1020 (331 amino acids)
Source: RefSeq, a predicted model, not a curated record
UUGGAAUGCUCCACGUAGGAGAAAAUGAGGAGAAAGACGGGAAACUUCAAACGUAAGACAGGUAAAGACAGUAAAGCACUUACGGAAGUGAGUGACCAAGAAUCUAAAAAAGACAGCAGUCAGCGUGAUGAUUCUGCAACAAAUACAAGAGUUCAAACUAAGAAGAGACAGUAUGUAUGUGCAGAGUGUGGGAAAGCCUUCAGUCAGAGUGCAAACCUCACAGUACAUGAGCGAAUCCACACAGGAGAGAAACCAUAUAAGUGUAAGGAAUGUGGAAAAGCCUUCAGUCAUAGCUCCAACCUUGUUGUUCAUCGAAGAAUCCAUACUGGACUGAAGCCCUACACGUGCAGUGAAUGUGGGAAGGCUUUCAGUGGUAAGUCACACCUCAUUCGACACAAGGGAAUCCACAGUGGGGAGAAAACCUAUGAAUGUAAAGAAUGUGGGAAAGCCUUUAGUCGGAGUUCAGGCUUGAUUUCACAUCACAGAGUUCACACUGGGGAGAAGCCUUACACUUGUAUUGAAUGUGGGAAAGCCUUUAGCCGUAGUUCAAACCUCACUCAACAUCAGAGAAUGCACAAAGGAAAAAAAGUGUACAAAUGUAAAGAGUGUGGGAAAACAUGUGGUUCUAAUACGAAGAUUAUGGACCAUCAGAGAAUUCACACUGGGGAGAAGCCUUAUGAAUGUGAUGAGUGUGGAAAAGCUUUCAUCUUAAGGAAGACACUUAAUGAACACCAGAGACUUCAUCGUAGAGAAAAACCUUAUAAAUGUAAUGAAUGUGGGAAAGCUUUUACUUCUAAUCGAAACCUCAUUGAUCAUCAAAGAGUUCACACUGGAGAGAAACCCUAUAAAUGUAAUGAGUGUGGGAAAACCUUCAGGCAGACUUCACAAGUUAUUCUACAUUUGAGAACCCACACUAAAGAGAAACCCUAUAAAUGUAGCGAGUGUGGGAAAGCCUAUCGGUAUAGCUCUCAGCUUAUUCAACACCAGAGAAAACAUAAUGAGGAGAAGGAAACCUCAUAAGUAACAAAUGUUGGAUAUAGGGCUGACUGACUA